CUUUUCCAUUCAUUGUUUAUUCAUUUUCCCUUUAUUUUUAUGAACUGUUGUUUUUACAAAGGGUUUUUUCUAUUGAUAACUUUGCUCAGUAAUUCACAGGUGCAACAGGUGCUAAGAUCUUUCUAAAUACUUAAAAUCAAAAAGGUUUUUUAUGAUUGUCUCAAGCAAGCUCAAAAGUUGUACCAAAAUCUAUUGUUUUAAUAUGCUCCAAUGGUGUUCUUUGCUCUAUAAUAGGUGAACUGUACAUAGUGGUCGUUAUAAACUAUAUUAUAUUGAGUAAGGUGUGGCGUUACAAUUGUGUUUUCUGAACACAGUACAAAAAUGGAGAUAGUACAAAAACCAGAAGUCAGAUCUAAGAAUGGGAGCCACAUGAGGCGUGAUGAAAUGAAUAACGAUGUAUCUUCGUCCAGUGAUGAACAGCAGCACGGCGAGCCAAUAAUGAAAUUCAACAACUUCUACAAGACCAGAUAUGCUGAAACAACUGUAUCGGAUAACGAAGGUAACGAGCCACGGAGACCUGUACAAUCACGAAGCCACUACAAAAGCAUGGGCAAUAUCAACGAGGCAUACAGAAACACAAACAAAAAUCUUACUAAAGUACAAAAUAGUAUAAGCAAUAUAGAUCUAAGCUUGCACAGUGCAGAAAUUAAAAAGUUUGAGUCUUUACAAAUACCAAUAAUCGGUUAUGAAGUUAUGGAAGAAAGAGCUAAGUUUACUAUUUACAAGCUCAAAGUAGAAGACGAUAAACGGGACCAAUCCUGGCUUGUUUUCCGAAGGUAUACCGACUUUGUUAGGUUAUAUUCAAGACUAAAAGCUGAAUUGCCAACUAUGAUGUUGCCACUGCCAGGCAAAAGAUGGUUUAGAGACAAUUUUGAACCUGCAUUCUUAGAAGAAAGGGUUCGCGGAUUGCAAAUAUUUGUUAAUGCUUUACUGAGCAAGUUGCCGAACCACCCGGUUAUAAGGGAGUUCUUUUGCUUGGACGAGCCUCCUCAAGUGUUCACGUAUCAGCCGGAAGUGCAAGCGGUGUACGGAGCUCUAGAAGACUCAAUUACUACAUUAAAAAUGAAAAUCAAGCAGAAAGAUGUUACUAUAAUGAAUUUACAGAAACGCAUUGCACAGUUAGAGUUGCAGGCUAAAAACUGUCCGAACUGCAGUCAGAGUACAACAAAUUAUUAAUAUUAUAAUAUUGAUAUUAAUAUAAUUAUUGAGUUUAGACUAGGGUUGCCGAAAAAUCAAUAAAUCACUAUAGAUAGUUGACUUUGAAGAGCAUCUAAACUGUGGUGCUGCCGAUAGUAUCGAUACUAUCGAUAACAAAAAAAAUAUCGGCCUGUGGAUCAGCAACACUAUACCCUAUUCAUCUUGGACUGAGACAAAAGGUAAAUAAACCUUGAACAAAAAAAAUCAUUAUUUCUAGUUAUUCCUUUGUUAAUUUUGUUCUUACUUUCUGUUAAUGUAAAAUUUUUUGUUGUUGUUGUUUUAUGAAGUCAUGUCAGCUUACUUAAAUGUUUGGCUUGUUAAUUUCUCGUUUCUUUUUUGUUUACUUUUUGUCUCAGUCCAAGAUGAAUAAGGUAUAGGUAGUUUUACCAAACAUUAUUGUUAAGUUAUCCUAUUUGCAAAUCAAAUGGUGAUGACUUAGCUCUGAUACAUAUCUUCAUUCAACGGAGUAGCUACAGAAGCCCACGAGCUCAGGAGGUCCCCGACACUAACCACCAAGCUUUUUUUCUCCGGAGGUCACAGGUCUUGUUGAGGUGGUGGUGGCGCUAGUGUGCGCAUACUCACAAACUGACGCCAUCACCGCAUUUUAUCAAUUUCUUUUAUUUAUUAGUGAGAACUAAAAAAUAUCAAUACCAAUCAUGCUACACUAGAUAAAGAAUUUUAUUAGGACGAAUUAUAAUUUCUAUUAUACUAUAUAGUGUACUUUACAACACAUGUUGGUUUUAUAAAUCGUGGUGUCCAUUAGAAAACUAUAACUUUGUAGCAUAAUUUGUAGAUUACAAGGACACAGAACAUUGUAAAAAAUAAUUUUGCUCUAGAUAGAAAAUAUAUAUUUAAGACCAUUGGGAUAAUUCAUUGACUGUAACAAUGUCGCUGGAUCAUUAAACUGACAUUUAAAAUUUGGUGUAUGUAUCAUUCAGUAUGGAGCAUUUGGACGUGUCCAAAAAUGUGCGAUUUAUUUUUGUCAUAUCUUUGAAAGUAUUGUCAUUAUCACAGUAUUUUUUUUAAACUUAUGAGGGCUUUCGAAUAGUCAUCAAAAUAAAAAUGUUACAUCUACCCUGUUGUAUAGAUUUUUUUGCUAAUAAAUAAAAGAAUUGACAUUAUAUGUUAUGGGGGCGCUAGUGUGCACGUAAGCUAUAAAAAAAUUCUAUGGGAUCUAAGCCAUAGGGCAUUGGUAAUGGUCACUGAGCCACACCCUUAAUUAUUUAGCUAUAUACUAUUAAUAGUCUGCUCCCAUCCCAUGUACAAACUAUGUGAUAUAUGAUAUUAUAUUUAAAAGGAAUUGAUUUAAUCAUUUUUUAUUAUUAUUUUGGAAUGUGAUUUCGAAAUGCUGGUAAAAAGCUUUCGUUUUCGAAUGAAUUGAAUAUUUUAAGGAAUUAAUUAUAACUAUAAAGCCCCAGGUGGACUCGCGUCACGUAUUCAAAAUUAUUUUCACAAAAACUAACUUUACUACGGGAAAAUAUAUGUAUAUCCAGUCGGUCUUCGCAGCGCGAGUCUAUCUGCGGUUUAACACAUUAAAUAUAUGUAAUGUGAUGCAACAUUUUUUA
Messenger RNA from Plodia interpunctella (Indianmeal moth), 2762 nucleotides. It is a transcript of the gene Snx16, whose product is annotated as Sorting nexin 16. Gene Ontology annotation, cellular component: early endosome; late endosome; extrinsic component of endosome membrane. The record is from RefSeq and is a predicted model, not a curated record. The transcript is spliced from 2 exons. Gene Ontology annotation, molecular function: phosphatidylinositol binding. Lineage: Eukaryota; Metazoa; Arthropoda; Insecta; Lepidoptera; Pyralidae. Gene Ontology annotation, biological process: protein targeting to lysosome; endosome to lysosome transport; early endosome to late endosome transport. The coding region runs from base 322 to 1176 and encodes 284 amino acids.